Messenger RNA from Hibiscus syriacus, 2741 nucleotides. Its product is annotated as beta-amyrin synthase-like. Gene Ontology annotation, biological process: triterpenoid biosynthetic process. NCBI's taxonomy places the organism in Eukaryota, Viridiplantae, Streptophyta, Magnoliopsida, Malvales, Malvaceae. The record is from RefSeq and is a predicted model, not a curated record. The transcript is spliced from 17 exons. Gene Ontology annotation, molecular function: beta-amyrin synthase activity. Gene Ontology annotation, cellular component: lipid droplet.
UAAAAGUAAGCCACUUUGGGUUGCUUCUUAUCUCUCGAAAGGUUGGGGAAAAAAGGAAUAAAAGUAAGCCACUUUGGGUUGCUUCUUAUCUCUAUAUAAACCUUGUCUUCCUCGUUUAGUUUCCCAUCAUUCCUGCACCGAGGAUCUUGUUUUCCUUCACCAAAUCAUUUUUUAAAAGAAUUUUCUGCAAACAAGCGCUCGAUCAGUGACAAGCACAGCAAACAAAAUAGUAAAUUGAUCCGUUUCUGAAUCAGAAGGGAAGAGAUCGUCAUGUGGAAGCUUAAGAUCGCAGAGGGUGUUGACGGUCCACACUUGUACAGCACCAACAACUACGUGGGGAGACAAACCUGGGAAUUCGACGCCAACGCCGGCACCCCAGAAGAGCGAGCUCAGGUGGAAGAGGCUCGCCAAAAUUUCUACAAGAACCGGUUCCAGGUCAAGCCUAGCGCCGAUCUCAUUUGGCGCAUGCAGUUUCUAAGGGAAAAGAAUUUCAAGCAAAGUAUACCAGCAGUGAAAAUUGAAGAUGGAGAGCAAAUCUCAGAUGAGAAGGCGAAAACAGGAUUGAGGAGGGCCGUCCAUUUCUUCUCAGCUUUGCAAGCCAGUGAUGGUCAUUGGGCCGCUGAAAAUGCCGGUCCAUUGUUUUUCCUUCCACCCUUGGUUUUCAGUAUGUAUAUUACUGGACACCUUAAUACAGUAUUCCCUGAAGAGCAUCGUAGAGAAAUCCUUCGUUAUAUAUAUACUAUCACCAGGUACCAUUUUUUAUGAGUGAUGCAGAAUGAAGAUGGUGGUUGGGGAUUGCAUAUAGAAGGUCACAGCACCAUGUUCUGCACGGCUCUUAGCUACAUUUGCAUGCGUAUUCUCGGGGAAGGUUCCGAUGGCGGACUCGACGAUGCUUGUGCGAGAGCGCGCAAGUGGAUUCUUGACCAUGGCAGUGUUACUCACAUGCCCUCUUGGGGAAAGACUUGGCUUUCGAUACUUGGUGUUUUUGACUGGUCUGGAGCUAAUCCAAUGCCCCCGGAGUUCUGGCUCCUCCCUUCUUUCCUUCCUAUGCAUCCAGCAAAAAUGUGGUGCUACUGUCGCAUGGUGUACAUGCCAAUGUCAUAUCUAUAUGGUAAAAGGUUUGUCGGACCGAUCACACCUCUUAUCGAGCAAUUGAGAGAAGAACUCUACCUUCAGCCUUACAAUGAAAUUAAUUGGAAGAAGAUACGCCAUUCAUGUGCACCUGAGGAUAUCUACUAUCCACAUCCAUUGAUUCAAGAUCUGAUGUGGGACAGUCUAUAUAUAUGUACCGAACCACUACUUACUCGUUGGCCUUUUAACAAGUUGAUCAGAGAGAAGGCUCUCCAAGUAACAAUGGAACACAUUCACUAUGAAGACGAAAAUAGUAGAUACAUCACCAUUGGUUGUGUGGAGAAGGUGUUAUGCAUGCUUGCCUGUUGGGCUGAAGAACCAAAUAGUGAUUAUUUUAAGAAACACCUUGCUCGAAUCCCGGAUUACCUUUGGGUGGCUGAAGAUGGAAUGAAGAUGCAGAGCUUCGGAAGCCAACAAUGGGAUACCGGUUUCGCUCUUCAAGCUUUGCUUGCAAGUAACCUCACUGAUGAAAUCGGACCUGUACUCAAGAGGGGACAUGACUUCAUCAAGAAAUCUCAGGUCAAGGACAAUCCUUGUGGAGACUUUAAGAAAAUGUACCGCCAUAUUUCGAAGGGAUCUUGGACUUUCUCUGAUCAAGAUCAUGGAUGGCAAGUUUCUGAUUGCACCGCCGAAGGCUUGAAGUGUUGCCUGCUCAUGUCCAUGUUGCCAGCAGAAAUUGUUGGUGAGAAAAUGGAGCCUCAGCAGUUAUAUGAUGCAGUCAAUGUUAUACUUUCUCUGCAGAGCAAAAAUGGGGGACUAGCUGCCUGGGAGCCUGCUGGAGCUCAAGAAUGGUUGGAAAUGCUUAAUCCGACCGAAUUUUUCGCUGAUAUAGUCAUCGAGCAUGAAUACAUUGAGUGCACGGCAUCUUCAAUCCAUGCCUUGGUUUUGUUUAAGAAGUUGUACCCUGGGCACAGGAAGAAAGAAAUCGAGAAUUUCAUUACGAAUGCUGUACGCUACCUCGAAGAUAUACAAAUGCCUGAUGGUUCAUGGUAUGGAAACUGGGGAGUCUGCUUCACGUAUGGUACAUGGUUCGCACUCGGAGGGCUUACGGCGGCAGGCAAGACAUACGCCAAUUGUGCAGCAAUGCGCAGAGGCGUUCAAUUCCUACUUACAACCCAAAGAGAGAAUGGUGGGUGGGGUGAGAGCUACAAAUCAUGCCCCGACAAGAGAUAUGUGCCUCUGGAAGAUGGAAGAUCAAACUUGGUGCACACUGCAUGGGCCAUGAUGGGGUUGAUUCAUGCUGGACAGGCAGAACGAGACCCGACGCCUCUGCACCGUGCCGCGAAGCUGAUAAUCAAUUCUCAGUUGGAAGACGGCGAUUUUCCGCAACAGGAAAUCACUGGAGUGUUUAUGAAAAAUUGCAUGUUACACUAUGCAGCAUAUAGGAACAUUUACCCACUGUGGGCGCUUGCGGAGUACAGAAAACGUGUUCCAUUGCCAUAAUGCUUUGCCCAAGCCUGUUGAAACUUGUACUCGUCAAACACAAAACAAGAGGGUCAUACAGAUUUGCUGCUUCUGUUUACUUCUUUAUUCCAUUAUUUUCUCACGUGAGCGUAAGAUGAAAUUUGUAAAAUGUAUUGACAAUUAUAAUUUUUUAAAUGUAUUAGCAA